This is a messenger RNA of Caenorhabditis elegans, 2899 nucleotides long. RefSeq lists its product as uncharacterized. The transcript is spliced from 6 exons. Lineage: Eukaryota; Metazoa; Nematoda; Chromadorea; Rhabditida; Rhabditidae. The coding region runs from base 57 to 2864 and encodes 935 amino acids. The record is from RefSeq and is marked reviewed.
AAAUUAUUACGUUUUUAUCAGACAACCACUGCUAACAAGAUCACAAGAAUCACAAGAUGAGAAUUAAAUCAAUUAUCAGCAUGAUAAUUCUUCUGAAGAUAACGAUUUUUGGAAUCAUCACAAUUAGCGUGGAAUGUGUAAAUUCAAAUAUAAACAAUAACGAGUCUCUGGAUUAUUCAAGUCGCCGUCAAUUUGUGCGAGCUGUGAAUCCACACGAUAAACAUUCAAAUAUAAACAAUAACGAGUCUCUGGAUUAUUCAAAUCGCCGUCCGUUUGCGAGAGCUGUAAGCGAUAAUGAAGACCCUGCAACUCUGUUCAAAAAAUUGCCCGCUGUUGCUCGCCUCGUCACCGCCAUCGCAAUAAUCAAUGGAUUCUCCGAUGGCUCCAUCCCAGCCGAUCCAGUCAUUGCGGAACUUCUGAACAUUGACACCGCAAGUCUUAAACAAUUGGAAAAGUUCAACAAGACUUCGGUAGAUAAGUUUAUUGAAAGCGUAAGCAGCGCUGCGAUGGAUUCAAGCAACGAAACUUUAACAGUUGAGCAGGCGAUGCUUGAUGUUUUCAAAAUCAUGACGAUUUGGGAAAGAAUUGGAAAAUUAGAGAAUAUAUCAACAACGUAUAGUUUAGCAUCACUCAAACCUGUUGAAUCUUGGAGUAUAUCUGAAUUCAAAAAUUUCAAUUUGAUGAACACUCUGGGUUUAAUUGACAAAAUUGUCAAAGCCGAAAGUUCGCCGAUUCCAGAACUGAAGAAACAGCUAGCAGUCUUAGCUUCUGCUGUGACGAAUCUACCGCCUGCAACCACAAUGAAACCUUUCAUUGUAACCCUUGAGAAAUGGGCACUUAUCGAUUCGUUUGUAGAUAUUAUGCUGCUACAUAAUAGUCAUUUUGACGUUUUAUUGUUUACAAGCCCUUCAUUCAACGCACAUACUGUCCAAUAUAUUCCAUUUGCAACUGAUCCGGAUAUUUCUGUUAUGAAAGACGUGGUAGUAUCACUGUUCUCGUGUAUUAAUCGUACUGUAACAGCAGGGUUUGCAAACGGAAUUUCGGAUAUAGAAAAACUCAGUAGUGAUUCUAAAGAUCGGUGGAUUGAUGGGAUACUCAAACCGUCUGUUCCUUUGAGUAAUAUCAACAUUUUGUCGAAAUUUGCUGUUGAAAUGAAAAAACUGAAUUACUUAUGGAAUCCCGUGUCUACGGAAACUCAUUAUCACAUGAUGAGGCAAGUUUUUGAUCUCCAAAAACAUCGUGGAAUAAGAUUGACACAAAAUGCUAUUGAUUCUAUUUCCAAUACGUUAGAGACAAAGUGUCUGAUAGCAGAUAUGGAUAAAAGUUUCCUUGAAAAUAUGAAACAGUCAGCUAAACACGUGAAAUUGCUUUUGAGAAAGGUUCAAGCAUUGGAAUCAAUCCGGAAUGCUUUCACCAGCAAGGUUAUAAAUGACUUUAAUAAACUCUCUACGCAGACCAAAUCAUCUGAUGUGAGUAGUAUCCGCACCGUCUUGCGUUCAUUGUCUCAAAGUUUCAAGUUGAUUCAGAACUCUAAAAGUCUGCAGAAGCAUGUCACAGGUGCUCAAACAUUGAAUGAGGUCUAUGCAGAACCACACACUCAACCAUUGGUAACACGUCUAGAAUGCCUCAUGAAGGAAAUCAAAAAUACGGAUAAAAUUGCUUCAAUCUUGCGAUCAGUCAAGAUUCUUCGAAAACUGAAAUCGGAUCGAAAGUUAGUAGAAAAGUUUAAAGAAGUUUCAUCUGCUGUGUCAAAGUCAUUGCCGCUUCUUGUUUCGCUUCGGAAGAUUGCCGAAGAAUACAAAAAAGAUAAUAGCUCAGGUAUGACCGAUCUGAAAAAGUUGAAACCCUUGCAAGGUCUCUCAAAACCAUUUGGUGAUGCUGUUGGUGCACUUGUUUCAAUUACAAAGGUUAGCAGAUCAGAGUUGGAAACUUUCGUGAGAAAUGGAGAGAGCACUCAGAAGAUAGCCGAUAUUUAUGGUACUCCUGAACAGCAAAGACAGUUUGAAAGUCAAUGGGGAAAUUUCGAGGCGACAACUCAACAAAUUGAAAUGUUCCUUUCCGAUGCUAGUAUUUGGGAAAAAUCGAUUGCAAUUAAGAAGAAUUUGAAUCUAUCCGCUUAUGGGCAAAUGUUCAAAGAUUUGACAAUUCUGAAUUCAAUCGAUGUGAAACUUGAGCCAAGAUUGGCGGCUACUGAAGGAUUUGAUAACAUCACAACGAAUCAAAGAGUUACACAGAUAGUGGCUGAAUUUCGAGCUUCUCUCAUGGAACUUUCCAAGUUGGACCUUGAUUUUUCUCGCUACAAAUCUGCGUUCAAUAGUAUGAAGGAGGUAUUGAGGUCUGUUGAAGCUGGCUUCAAGGGCGAAAAGCUUGAAUUAUCUAUAUCUGUCAGUAGAAGUGGAAAUGUCACAACAACUACAGAAUUUGCAAUUGUUGCUACCUCCUCCUAUAGUGGUCUUGUGUACACGGUUGGGACAUUGGUUAUUGCCGUCAUCUUGGUAACUAUCACUUUCUUGUGGUGUUGGUAUGACCAGAGUUGCAUCUAUCAUAAACUCAAGAGACGCUACAUCACCAACAUGAAGACUGCUCCAGAAUUGGGCUCGAUUACUCCCGAUUCGUCACAAGAUAGUCAAUCAGAACGAGAAGCAGAGAGGUUUGUUGCGCGAAAACCACAUACUUCACAACUGCCUCCACCACCUACACCGUCACCGGCUACGCUCACUCCAACCUCAGCAAAUACUACUACAGCCGCUUCUGUCACGCCUUCCGGCAAGCCAGUGUCUAAAGUGGAGAAGCUUAAGAAGGAUAGGAUUGAAGUUGAGAAAAAGAGAGUGAGCAAAAAAUCAAGACUGAAUAAAACUAUUUGAUGAGACAUGAAUUUUGAAAAAUAAAACUGAAUUAU